AUGGGGCACAACAAGGAGAAGAGUUAUGAGUGCGAUGUGUGUGGCAAGGCCUGGCAGCGCCCGAGCAAGCUGGAGAUCCACCGGCAGGCGCACACCACUUCGACUGCUCACACGGGCGAGAAGCCCUAUGGCUGCUUUACAUUCGGCAAGAGCUUUACCGUGUUGUCGGGGCUGCGGGAGCACCAGCGGGUGCACAGCAGUGAGCGGCCCUUCUCCUGCUCCGACUGCGGCAAAGGCUUCAAAUCGUCCAAAGACCUGAAGGUGCACAGGCGGCUUCACACCGGGGAGUGGCCCUUCACCUGCAGUGACUGCGGCAAGCGCCCCUACACCUGUGCCCAGUGCGGCAAGGACUUCACCCGCUCCAGUCACCUGCUGAAUCACCAGCGCACCCACACCGGCGAGCGCCCCUACACCUGUGCCCAGUGCGGCAAGGGCUUCACCCGCUCCACCAGGCUGCUGUCCCACCAGCGGGUGCACGCCGGCGACCGUCCCGUCCCCAGCCCGGUGUGUGGAGAGCGCUUUGCCAUGGCCUCCCACGCCCUGUCUCACCAGCACGUGCACACCAGUGGCCAGCCCUACGACUGCCCGUACUGUGGUGAGGAGUUUGACAGCUCGCGGGGGUUGCGGCAGCACCGGCGGGCCCACGUCGGCGAGCAGCUGCUCCCACUGUGACAAGAGAGCAUGGGGGCUGCGGGAGCACCAGCGGAUACACACCAGAGAGAGACCCUUUGUGUGCGCUGAGUGUGGCAAGGGUUUCACCCGCAUGUCCAGCCUGUGGCAGCACCGGCGUACCCACAGCGGUGAGCGUCCCUUCCCCUGCCCGUCCUGUGGUAAGGGCUUCACCCACCUUGACCACCUGCUGGAGCACUGGCGAGUCCACACCGGCCAGCUCCCCUUCACCUGCCCAAUCUGUGGCAAGGCCUUUGCCCGCUCCUCCAGCCUGCUGGCACACCGCCACGUGGAUAGAUAGGCGCUGUUUAGGUAAACACAAAAUGCUGGAAGGAAUGGGUAACAUUUCUGGUCGAGACCCUCCUCAGUCUCGACCCGAAAUGUCACCCAGUCCUUCUCUCCUGAGAUGCUGCCUGUCCCGCUGAGUUACUCCAGCAUUUUGUGUCCUAUUUUAGAAACCAGCAUCUGCAGGUCCUUGUUUUUAAACCAUUCUGAUUAACCAUCUCUGCACCUUCCCCAAAGCCUCCACCUCAGUCCUGUAUUGGAGUGACCAGAACUGUAUGCAAUACUCCAAAUGCUACCUGACCAAUGUCCCUUAAAGCUGCACAUACACAUUCCUCUCUCCUUAUCUCACAUCCUUUUAUCUCCCUAUUUUCCCUCAUCUCUGUCACUUACUCCACUCAUCUGCUGAUCACCCCCUCAUCUGUUAACAUAGUGUCAGUCUGAAGAAGGGUCCUGACCCGAAACGUCGCCUAUCCAUGUUCCCCACAGAUGCUGCCUGACCCGCUGAGUUACUCCAGCACUUCGUGUUAGAGUCAUAGAGUGAUACAGUGUGGAAACAGGACUUUCGGCCCAACUUGCCCACACCGACCAACAUGUCCUGGCUACACGAGUCCCACCUGCCUGCAUUUGGUCCAUAUCCUUCCAAACUUGACCUGUCUAUAACUGUUUCUUAUAGGUUGGGAUAGUCCCAGUCUCAACUCCCUCCUCCGGCAGCUUGUCCCAAACACCCACUCUGUUGAAAGUCACCCCGCAGAUUCCUAUUAAAUCUUUUCCCCUUCACCUUGAACCUAUAUCCUCUGGUCCUCGAUUCCCUCACUC
Molecule: messenger RNA, 1770 nt
Organism: Leucoraja erinaceus (little skate)
Lineage: Eukaryota; Metazoa; Chordata; Chondrichthyes; Rajiformes; Rajidae
Product: zinc finger protein 239-like
Exons: 1
Coding region: 1-672 (223 amino acids)
Biological process (GO): regulation of cytokine production; regulation of immune system process; negative regulation of transcription by RNA polymerase II
Source: RefSeq, a predicted model, not a curated record